Molecule: messenger RNA, 3501 nt
Organism: Pseudomyrmex gracilis
Lineage: Eukaryota; Metazoa; Arthropoda; Insecta; Hymenoptera; Formicidae
Product: ankyrin-1-like
Exons: 14
Coding region: 96-3122 (1008 amino acids)
Molecular function (GO): protein binding
Source: RefSeq, a predicted model, not a curated record
CACUGCCAAAUUUGAUAAUGACGAUUAUGAUACUCCACUUCAUCUUGCUGUUAUAAAUGAUGACAUAGAAAUUGUUAAGAUGCUUCUAGACAGACAUGCUGCCGUUAAUUCUUCAAAUAGAUAUAACACCGUUGCGUCUCGCUGUUCACACAGGAUUUGUAGAUGGUUUUAAGAUGUUUAUGGACCGAGUUUUUGAUGUUAAUAUUGAAAAUUGGUGUGGCAGAACUUUGCUACACGAUGCGAUGGAAUGUGGCGAAAUAGAGAUUACCGAUAUACUUUUAAAUUAUGGAGCUAACGUCGAUGCCCGUGAUAUAGACGGUUUUACACCACUGUUUCAUGCUGUUCUAAACGGACAUGUAGAUGGUGUUACCAUGCUUAUUGAACGAGGUGCUAACGUGAAUGCUGAGACUCUAGAUGGAACAACUCCAAUUCACGAAGCGGCUAAAUAUGCGAAAAUUGAGAUUGUAGAAGUACUUUUAAAUCGUGGAGCUGACGUUAAUGCCUAUGAUAACUACGGUCAUACACCACUGUAUUAUGCUGUUCUAGAAAAACAUGUAAAUAGAGUUAAGAUGCUUAUCGACGGAGGUGCAAAUGUUAAUGCUGAAAUUCGGUAUGGCACAACUCCUCUUUAUGAUGCGAUUGAAUAUGAGGAUUUGGAGAUUGCUGAAAUAUUAUUACAUCAUGGCGCUAACGUUAAUGCCCGUGAUUCCUACGGCAUUACACCACUGUAUCAUGCUGCUCGAAGUGGACGUGUAGAUGGUGUUAAGAUGCUUAUUGAAAGAGGUGCUAUCGUCACUGCUGAAACUGGAAAUGGCACUACUCCACUUCACGAUGCGAUUGCAGUCGGGACGGAAAGUGCUGAAUUACUUUUACAUCACGGUGCUAACGUUAACGCCAGUGAUACAUACGGUGUUACACCACUGUAUCGUGCUAUUGAAAAUGGACAUGUAGAUGGUGUUAAGAUGCUUAUUAACAAAGGUGCUGACGUCACUGUUGAAACUCGAGAUGGCACAACUCCGCUUCAUUAUGCAAUUAUAUAUGAUGAAAUGGAAAUUGCGGAGUUACUUUUACAUCACGGAGCUAAGGUCAACAACAGUGAUAUAUACGGUGAUACACCACUACUCCAUGCUGUUAAAAAAGGACAUGAAAAAUUUCUUGCCACGUUUUUUCCCAGAUGUAAUAAUGUUAGAGCUAAUAUUCGGUAUGACAAAACUUCGCUUCGUAAUGCUACUGAAUAUAUGGGAUUAGAAAUUGCCGAACUCCUCCUAAAUCAUGGAGCUACUAUUAACGCCAGUAACGAUAACGAUGUUGCAUUACUGUGGUUUGCUGUUCACAGAGGAGAUGUAGAUAUUGUUAAGAUGCUUUUAGACAGUGGUGCAAAUGUUGAUGCUAAAACUUGGUACGGCACAACUCCGCUACACGACGCGGUUGAAUAUGAGGAAUUGGAAAUUGCACAGUUACUUUUAAAUUAUGGAGCAAACGUUACUGCCAGUGAUAAGACAGAUGUUACACCACUACAUCUUGCUGUUACAAAAGGACAUAAACAAUUUGUUAGGUUGUUUCUUGAUAGUGGCGCUAACUGUAAUGCUAAAACUCGGGAUGGCACAUCCCCGCUUCACCAUUCGAUUGAAUAUGAGGAAAUGGAGAUUGCAGACUUACUUUUACAUCACGGCGCUAACGUAAAUGCCACCGAUAAUUUAGGUGUUACACCACUACAUUUUGCUGUUACAAAAGGACAUAAACAAUUUGUUAAGAUGCUUAUUGACAAACGUGCUUACGUCGAUGCUGAAACUCGAGACGGCACAACUCCGCUCCACAAUGCGAUUGAAUAUGAGCAAAUGGAGAUUGCUGAAUUACUUUUAAAUCAUGGAGCUAAUGUUAAUUCCAGUAAUGAGUCAGGUGAAACACCACUGUUUCUCGCUGUUAAAACAGGAUAUGUAGAUGGUGUUAAGAUGCUUUUGGUCAGAGGUGCCGAUGUCAAUGCUGAAAUUCCGGAUGGCACAACGUUGCUUCACUAUGCAGUUCUAUAUGAGAAAAUGGAGAUAGCGGAAUUACUUUUAACUGAUCAUGGAGCUAACGUUACUGCUAGUAACGAUGAAGGUGUUACACCACUGUGUCUUGCUGUUGCAAACGGACAUAAACAAUUUGUCCAGAUGUUUCUUGACAGUGGUGCUAACGUUAACGCUGAAACUCGAGAUGGCACUACUUUUCUUCAUACUGCAAUUGAAUAUGAGAAAAUGGAGAUUGCAGAAUUACUUUUAAAUAACGGAGCUAACGUUACCGCUAGUAACGAUUACGGUGUUACACCACUAUUUGUUGCUAUUACAAAUGGACAUGUAGAUUGUGUUAACAUGCUGUUGGAAAGAGGUGCCAACGUUAAUGGUGAAACUGGAGAGAGCACAACUCCGUUAAACAAUGCUAUUGAAAAUGGGAAAACGGAGAUUGCUGAAGUACUUUUAAAUCAUGGAGCUAACGUUAAUGCCAGUGAUAAGUCAGGUGUUACACCACUGUGUCUUGCUGUUGAAAAAGAAAAUGUAGUAGCUGUUGCGAUGUUGUUAGACAGAGGUGCGGAUAUUAAUGCUAUAUCAUAUAACGAUUAUUCUGACUUUUCUCGUCGCAUCUAUUAUGAAGAAAUUGCUGAUUUUCUUACGCAGCAUAUAGUUAAGAUAAAAGCUGCAAAUUUAUUCGUAAGUGAACAAUUAUUAUCAAUGUGCAGCAAUUAUGAAAUAAGAGAUUUACAGGAUGAAUGUGAAACAGAAGUAGCAAUCAUGAAGAAUGAGAAAAUUAGUAAUACUACUAUAUCAUUUUACAAUAUCUUGAUAAAAGAUACAAAUCGAGUAGCAAUAUACAUGAGAAAUGAACUUGUAGUGCAGGUUUUAAGAUCAGACGAGUAUAAAAUAAAAUUUCCAAUAUACUCUAGCAUGAUAAAAAAUCAGUUCAGAAAAGGUAUGGAAAGAAAAGAGUUGCUCGAACAAGGCACUAUAAGUUUUUAUUUUUUCUGUAACUUUCCUGUGCUACCACUUGAGUGUAUUGAAAAAAUAAUUAGUUUCUUAAGUAAUAAUGACAUAAAAAUAUUAAUAGAUACUUGUAAAUUUGUUAGUGUCAGUAAUCUUAAUAACUGAUAUUAAUAGAGUACUGGAUACCGACUAUGUAAACCGACGUUCUUUAAUCAGAUUCUGUGUCGUAUUUACUGCAUCAAAUCCAAAAUGCUUCUCNAGAAAUAAUUAAAUUGUGCUAAGAAAUGGCUGUUGUGCUUUGGAAUGUCAAAAUUCAUCACAAAUUUUUUCGCUUUUAAUGUCAUACAGUAAAUAAAAUUAGAAAAAUAAAGAAUUUUAUGUUAUAAAAACGUCGGUUUCCAGGUCGCUUUAGUCGGUAUCCAGUAUCCUCUUAUAGCCAAUUAUUUCACUUCUAGCGGCCGAUUUCUUCGUACCUCUCGAUAGCUAUCCUCUGGAUAAAUUCUUCUGAUAACCAAUAAGGAGAACCAAUUUUGGGAGAUAUCUU